AUGCCUGAUCCUGGGGCAGAAAGCGUUGGGCAUCUCUCUCCAGUCACUGAGGACAGUGAUGUAGAUAAUCAGGGGAUGCCUGAUCCUGGGGCAGAAAGCGUUGGGCAUCUCUCUCCAGUCACUGAGGACAGUGAUGUAGAUAAUCAGGGCAUGCCUGAUCCUGGGGCAGAAAGCGUUGGGCAUCUCUCCCCAGUCACUGAGGAAGGCGCUGGCGGGAAUGAUCCGCAGCAUCUGUCGCCAAUCACUGAGGACAGUGAUGUGGAUAUUCAGGGCAUGCCAGAAGACGCCAGUGGGCGUGAUCCUAGGGCGGAAAGCGAUCAGCUGCCAUUGCCAAGCAAGUGGCAUCUACCAAUUGCGGUCUUCUUCGGUAAUUUGCGGCAAGUGUUCAGCUUGGAUGAACUUGCUCGAGAGAUACUGGGGAUCGCUUUUCCUGCUAUCUUGACUUUGGCUGCUAAUUUUGCCACGUCCUUAAUUCAUUCUGCCUUCCUUCGUCAUUUAGGUCCAAUAGAGCUUGCGGCUGUAGGAUUUUCGAUCGCUGGAUUCAAUCAACUUAUGAAUGUUUUUAUGUUCGCUCUGACCAUCAUAACAACAUCCGUUGUCGCAAAAGAGAAUACUCUAGGCAAAACAAGUGCCAACCUUGGAGAAGUUGAAAGGCUUGAUUCAUUGGAAAGAGGUUCAGAUGCAAAUUUGUCAGUGAAGAUCGGCCAGGGCUUAUUUCAUAAAAGAAGCCAACCAGCCUUCAAGGAGCGAGGUCCACACUCGACCUCAGGGGCAGGUUCACUGGAGCUCAGAGUUGGAAAAACAUGUGAUGAUCUGGCUGAAGAUGACAACGUAGAAAUCAAAGAACCAACGCCUGAUGAUGAGGUGGUCCCAGCAGAAGCAAGGACUCGUAGCAAGGAAAGACAGCGUAUUCCUUCAGCAUCUUCUGCCCUAGUAGUUGCUGGGAUCCUUGGUGUCUUGCUAGCAUUUUGUCUAAGAUCGGGUGCUGAAGCCCUCUUGAGAUUUAUGGGGAUAAAACCCGGUUCUCUCUCUCUAACCUCUGCUACAAGAUAUCUGAAGCUAAGAUCCCUUGCAGCUCCAGCUGUUCUUCUAUCUUUUGUAAUCCAAGGCGUGUUUCUAGGCCUUAAGGAUGCCAAGACUCCUCUCUAUGCCACUGUUGCAGGAGAGCUCGCAAAUAUUGGAUUAGAUCCAGUACUCACCUUCGUUUUCCACUUGGGUGUUGGUUGGGUUGCUGUUGCACACAUUGUAUCUCAAUACAUGAUAUUUCUUAUUCUGUUAUGGAGGUUGAUAAAAAGAGUUUAUAUCUUACCUCCAAGCCUUAAGGCUAUGCGCUUUCGUCAGUUUAUAAAAAAUGGACUUCUUUUGGUGGUAUGGGCGAUGGCUCUCACCUCUGGUUCUAGCCUUGCUUAUGGGCUGGCUGCAAGGCUGGGUUCAGGACCGUUAGAGGCAUUAUUAAUAUGCUUAAAGCUUUGGACAACACCAACAAUAAUUGCUGGUGGUUUGGCUGCUGCUGGACAGGCAAUCCUAGCUGGUGCAUUUGCGGAAAAAGAUUAUGACAAGGCAAUUGCAACUACAUCUAGGGUAUUACAGAUGGGAUUAAUUAUUGGCCUAGGGCUCACUGUUAUUAUUGGUGUGGGCCUGAGUUUGGGAUCCGGAGUACUCUCAAGAGAUGUCAACGUUCAGCAUCUCAUUUCUCUAGGCAUUCCAUUCAUUGCAGCUGCACAACUUGUCAACUGCUUGCUUGUCGUCUUUGAUGGCCUUAACUUUGGAUUAUCAGAUUUUACGUACUCCACAUAUUCCAUGGUUUUGAUCUCCAUGAUCAGCCUAGCGCUGUUGUUCCUUCUUUCCGAGGGCUAUGGUUUCAUUGGAAUAUGGAUUGCCCUAAGUAUAUCCUUGGGUCUUAGGAUUGUAGCUUGUAUUUGGAGAAUGGGAAGUAAGAACGGACCGUGGCGCUUUCUCGGGGAAGGACUUCUUCCACGGCGUUUUUGA
Eucalyptus grandis is the source of this 1989-nucleotide messenger RNA. Its product is annotated as protein DETOXIFICATION 43-like. Bases 1 to 1989 code for a protein of 662 amino acids. Gene Ontology annotation, cellular component: membrane. Lineage: Eukaryota; Viridiplantae; Streptophyta; Magnoliopsida; Myrtales; Myrtaceae. The transcript has 13 exons. Gene Ontology annotation, molecular function: citrate transmembrane transporter activity; xenobiotic transmembrane transporter activity; antiporter activity. The record is from RefSeq and is a predicted model, not a curated record. Gene Ontology annotation, biological process: transmembrane transport.